Messenger RNA from Coregonus clupeaformis (lake whitefish), 703 nucleotides. RefSeq names its product myoD family inhibitor domain-containing protein 2-like. The coding region runs from base 92 to 703 and encodes 203 amino acids. The record is from RefSeq and is a predicted model, not a curated record. Lineage: Eukaryota; Metazoa; Chordata; Actinopteri; Salmoniformes; Salmonidae. The transcript is spliced from 5 exons.
GAGGGAUUGCACGAGUGCAUGAUGGGCGUAUGAUGAUCCCGGAGAAUUCGGUCCACAAUGAGCCUUCCAUCCGCUGACAGUUUCCACAGCAAUGGAUCAGAUGGCAGACCAGAAAACCAGAACAGAUGAAGAAUGUGGAAAAGAAAUGGAAAGGAAAGGUGGAAAGAAAUGCUCUUUGGUAAGAGAUGGGGAGGUUCUGAGCGAGGCCCCAGUCAGUGUCCGGAAGCUGAGCGUCAUUCCAGAGAACGAGACAGAUCCAGGGAAGGCCGACACAGACCAGGCCUCCCAUGAUCCUCAGCGGCCCAGGGAGAAGGACAGCUCCACUUCCUCUCUGUUCACUGUGAACAAGUACCGCAGGAACUCCUCCUCAUCAGACUCUCUCUCCACCUCCUCUAAUCAGACCGACACAGGAGCUGACUGUGCAGGGAUUGUCCUGGACUGCCUCUUCUGUAGGUUCUACAAUCUGUUCCUCAUGUUGCCAGCCUCAUGUGACGAAGCCACCUAUUGCUGCUGCCCUUCCUACAGACAGUACUCCUCCUCAGUGGAGGCCAUACCUAGCAACGACUGCAACUGUAACUUGGACUUUGACUGUGGCCUGUUUGACACCUGUCAAGAGACAGAUGUGAGGACCAACAGAAUAAUCCUGCUGUUCAAACAAGAAGAAAGUCACACCCAUGUUGUCGUAGACACUGAGCUCAUGUAA